AAUUUUGCUUUUAUAUUUGCAGUAUGAGCGUCAUUGGGUUAUUUUAUGGUCAAUGUGGCAACCAAAUCUGUGAUUCCUUCUAUACUAACAUUUAUAAUGACUUAUCUUUAAAUCCCAAACAUUGUGAUUACUACAGUCAAAGUUUAAACAAGUGGUUUAACGUAACUAAAACCAAAAAACUGGUUCCAAAAUCUAUACUAAUAGACACUGAAAGUAAAACAAUUCUUCAUAAAAAAUCCUGUUAUCAGUUCAGAAAUAUAAUCUCAAAAUCAUCUGGGGGGUCAGCUAAUAACUGGGCUUUUGGGUAUUUCCACCAAAGUAAACUACUGUUAAACGAUACUCUUGAAUGUGUACGAAAAGAGUUGGAAAAAACGGACUUGUUGAGCAGUUUUUUAAACGUUUUUAGUUCGUCAGGAGGCACAGGUUCUGGCGUUGGAAGUUGCAUAGUCGAGCAUUUAAAAAACGAGUUUCCUCAUAAAACAUUUGUUAACGCUUUAAUCCUACCAUAUUCCAGUGGAGAGGUAGUAAUUCAAAGUUACAACAGCUUACUCACUCUGUCAAAGAUAUAUUCAAUUAGUAACGCAAUUUUGAUGUUUGAAAACGAUAGAUUGCACUACAAUUGUAUUAAUUCCCUAAAUAUAAAAGACGUCACUUUUGACGACAUAAAUAAUUUGCUAUCGCACCAAUUACUCUCCGUUUACCAACCAUUAAACGCUCAAACAUCCGAUCUGUUGACAAAAUUGUGCGACAAUUCGCAUAAAUUAUUACAAAUCAGAUCGGCUCCACUUUCAAAACUCGAUUGUGCGUCCAACUGGAAGUCUUUACUGACGUCAAUCUCUCGCCAAUCUCGCUUCGACUUUUUACAAAAAAACCAACAUAAAAGUUUGUCAACGGCUUUGAUAUGCAGAGGAGACCAUAAUCCGAACGAGAAUGAUCUGAAACCGUUUAAAGACUCAAAUUCCUCCAAAACGUUCCAACUUUACCACCAGAAAAGAAAACUGUUUAAUUUGGAAAAUUGCCUCACUGUCGUUUCAAACACUAAUAAUAUUUGCGGCCCCCUUGACUCGAUUUUACAAGACGCGAAGACUCUUUACAAGUUUGGUGCUUAUUUGCAUCAUUAUGAAAAGUUUGGAGUGGGCCAAACGCAUUUUAAGACUGCUUUCGAUACUUGUGAAUCAAUUUUGAAUGAUUAUAAAAAAUUGUAAUUUUUUAAUUUUGUAAUAAAUAUUUUAUUGUG
Molecule: messenger RNA, 1237 nt
Organism: Tribolium castaneum (red flour beetle)
Lineage: Eukaryota; Metazoa; Arthropoda; Insecta; Coleoptera; Tenebrionidae
Product: tubulin delta chain-like
Exons: 1
Coding region: 24-1205 (393 amino acids)
Biological process (GO): mitotic cell cycle; microtubule cytoskeleton organization
Cellular component (GO): cytoplasm; microtubule
Molecular function (GO): GTP binding; structural constituent of cytoskeleton
Source: RefSeq, a predicted model, not a curated record